Neltuma alba is the source of this 1052-nucleotide messenger RNA. Its product is annotated as homeobox-leucine zipper protein HAT14-like. The record is from RefSeq and is a predicted model, not a curated record. Gene Ontology annotation, molecular function: sequence-specific DNA binding; DNA-binding transcription factor activity, RNA polymerase II-specific. Gene Ontology annotation, biological process: regulation of DNA-templated transcription. The transcript has 3 exons. The coding region runs from base 25 to 705 and encodes 226 amino acids. Lineage: Eukaryota; Viridiplantae; Streptophyta; Magnoliopsida; Fabales; Fabaceae.
CUCUCUCUCUCUGUGCUCUCUGCCAUGGAAGAUGACGAUGGAGCAUGCAACACAGGGCUGUCUCUUGGCCUGGGGAUAGGAGGGUAUGUGCCGAAGAAGAAGAAGCAGAUCAGAGAGAACAAUCAAGUGGCGGGUCGCUGGGACCUACCCUUUGAACUUGGUCCCAAAGGAGAAGAGACCCUUAAUACUAAGGAUCAUGAAGAACAUGGAUUGUUCAGAAUAAAGAGAAGGGGUCAUGAUGACGCCAACAACUGCAGAAAGAAACUGAGGCUCACAAAGGAUCAAUCUGAGUUGCUGGAAGAAAGCUUCAAGCUACAUACCACCCUUAACCCUGCUCAGAAGCAUUCUCUUGCGGAGAAAUUGAAUCUCAGACCUAGACAGGUCGAAGUUUGGUUUCAAAACAGAAGAGCAAGGACCAAGUUGAAGCAGACAGAGACAGACUGCGAGUUCUUGAGGAAAUGCUGCGAGAAUCUGAGAGAAGAGAAUCGAAGGUUGAAGAAAGAGUUGCAGGAGUUACGUGCACAGAAGAUUGGGACGACGACGUCGGCGUUGUUCAUUCAACUCUCAAAGACGACGGCGACGGCGGCGACGACGUGUUCGUCAUGUCAGAAACCAUUCAAAGCGAGUGACGCAAAUAAUAAUAAUAACAAUAACAGUGGCAACCAUAAAUUGGAGAGAGUGGCCUUAGAUUGCUACGUGGGAUAAAUAUGGUGCCAUAUAGGUGUUGCGUUUUGGUGAAAUGCCAAGUUCCGUAACAAUUUGGGAUGUUUGGGGAAUUAAUGGGCAUUAUGGUAUAUAUUUACUCAAAUUUUAUAUGGGUUUGACCAAAUAUUAGACGAGGAAUAUGAGUCAGUGGGAAGAAAGAAUAUAAUAAGUUUUUGAAUGGUUGAAGUUGAAACUGACAAGAGGAAAAGAAUUCCCCGAGUCAGUCAUCCACUAAUUAAUUAGAAAGGUUAGAGAAGUUACAAAUAUGUGUGUGUGGAUACAGAAGGAAUGGUUUGUUAUUUGUAAUUGCCAUCUUUCAAAAACCAUUCGUUUCCUUUCACUUCUUC